UCAUCGCAUCGCUUUUAUUAACUCGCUUCAAUUAAUUUCCGUUACUUACUUGAUUUGCGUUGUUUUUUGAUCCAUUAUGAUAUAGGAAUGAUUCUGUAGUUUAAAUAUCAACAAUCGCACUUUAUUCACUUAGGUUCAUUGGAUUUCUGUGUGAUAUAAGAAAAUGUGAGUGGUGGAAGAUGAAAAAGGAAGCGAAAAUUGAUGGACGAACUUUCGAUAGUUGUUUUUCUUUGGUAUUGUCAUAAGAAAGUGUGAUUGAGGGGAUUUUUGGCGUGGUUUUUUUUUUCUUUUUUUUCCCCUUGAUCAUUAGUUGUAUCUGUCACUAUUUUUUCAGUGAACUCAAUUCCGUUCCUGUUAAAUAAUCAAUAGCACGGUGCCAAAAUUCUGAAGACUGCUUGAUAAUCGAGAGAAAACGGAUUAGUUUUUGAGUUGUUUUGUUGAAGGAAUCUGGUCUAUCUCCCUGUGGUGCACACUGAAAUUGGGGAAUAACACUCUUCUUCUUAUCACGGGAUUCUGGGUGUCCGGACUGUGAAGUAAUGGCCUGCACUGCAUAAUCUAAUGAUUAGCUUUGGAGGAGAUUUUGAAUUUGGAUUCAAUAAAUCUGGUUACAGCUUCGGGAAAGUCAUUGGCAUGUAGUUUUGCAAGAAAGGUAGCAGUACUGGUGGGUUCAAUGGCUUUGCUAUACGAGUUUCUGAAUAUCACAAUAUUAUUUAUCACGUGGCCUUUCUCGUUUUUCAUAAGUACAUGCUCAUUAAUCUUGAAAACCUUUGUUGUUGUCGUUCAAACUUGGUUGGAGCUGUUGAAAACCUCGGUCAGUCUUCACUUGAAUAUAUUGUGGACAACUUUGAUGUGGAUAAUUGCGUUUGUCUCCCUUCCUGGACGAAUUUUAGCUGCUUUAAAGAGGGAAAGGCAGUUGCAAAAAAAUUUGCAAUUUCUGGCAAUUGAGUUCGACAAUGUUUUGUGGGAAAGAAAGGAGCUUCAAAAACAAUUCCAGACUGCUAUGAAAGAGCAGAAGAUGAUGGAGUUAAUGUUAGACGAACUUGAAAUGAUACAUGAAAAGGCGACCAACAAGAUUGCACUCUUAGAAAGUGAGGUUCAGAAAUUGAGAAAUGAAAAUCUUCGACUACAAGAAAUCAAGGGUAAGGCAUAUUGGAGCUUAAAAGGUAUUGAUGUCAAAAGUGAAGCACAAAAAACUGGCAGAGUUGGCAGCGACAUUACCUACGGUAUCUCAUCAUGCUCAUCCAGCUAUAGUGACAGCAGCCUUGUUCAAGACCUCUCUCGAAGUGAUGCUUUGAAAGACGAAGAUGAAGAUAUCACUGAAAUUCUUGAUGAACAAAGGGAGGUUGCAGUUCACCGAAGUCUAUUCAGUACCCUAUUGUCGCUUUUGGUUGGAGUGAUUAUAUGGAAAGCUGAAGAGCCUCACUUGUGCCUCGUAGUGGCUCUCAUGUUUGUGGUUAGCAUCUCAUUGAAGAGCGUAGUUGAGUUCUUCACCACUAUUAAGAAUAAACCUGCUUUGGAUGCUGUUGCUCUUUUGAGCUUCAACUGGUUUGUGCUUGGAAUACUGGCUUAUCCAACACUGCCAAAUAUGGCUCGUGUGCUUGCCCCUCUGGCCUCAAGGGUUGUCUGAAAGAACGAACGUGGAAUGGUUCGGUUUCUCCAUAUCCUGAUUCGCUCAGAACUACUUGGCCUGGAAAGUUGAGAGGUACAUCACCUAAUACCACUAGACAGACGUUAGAUCAUAAAACUUUAUCUUCCAGUCGUGAAUUCCCGUAGCAUGUUAUAUCAUCACGUUUGAGAAAUUUUGAUGCUUGAAGAUGAGGAUGCAAUAGUGUUUUAUAUAUAUAAACAUGGAUGCAAGUAGUGUUUAUAACUUGUAAAUGUUUCAAGACUUUCUACUUGAAUCUAACUUAUUGGUUCUCUUCUUGUAUGACUAUGAUUGGUCUGUUCUCAUGUCUUUCCAAGCUUAAUGAACAGCUAGCAACUGAUUGAGUUGCAAUGUCGGAAGUCCACAAUUAUGAGUCAUCAUAUUUGGGGACUUUUAUGAUGUUAACCAAGUAUUGCGAACUAUCACUGGAUCAACCCGACCCGUGGGUCUCUGAUGUUUGGGGUCCUAGUAGAAGGCACAUCAAAAAGAAGAAGAAAAACGAAACAAGUAUUUGUUCGAUGUGUUGACUGCCUUAGCUCAAAGGCGUUGGAGUUUUUAGGUAAGUUAUAAUCUCUCUACUCUAAUUCGUGUCAUAUGGUUUUGUCAAAACAAAACCAUUGUUCGGUAUAUAUCAAUUAGACCAUUGUUCAGUAUAUAUCUAACACCCUAAUUCAUGUCUAAUUCUUGUUGGACACUUAAAACAUUAUACAUAUGCAUUUUAUUCAAAAUACAUAUCAAUUAGACCAUUGUUCA
Cucurbita pepo subsp. pepo (vegetable marrow) is the source of this 2398-nucleotide messenger RNA. Lineage: Eukaryota; Viridiplantae; Streptophyta; Magnoliopsida; Cucurbitales; Cucurbitaceae. The record is from RefSeq and is a predicted model, not a curated record.